GUUUGUCCGGCUGUAUUUAUUUUGAAACCGUGACCGGAAGUGCGUGGUUUCCGUCGUUGCAGCUUGACUCCUCUUCUCCUCCCAAACCGACGCUCAGAGUCUCCGCUGCCUUCAGAGCAGCAUCCUCACACCGCAGCCGGGGAGUCCGGAUUAACAAAGCGAACCCACCCGGGCAGGGCCGCCUCUCUCUCUUUCUCCACCUCUCUCCAAAACUUUGGAGACUUUUGCGCGUGAAACAGGCGCCUUUUGGAUUUCGUUGAUUUGGAGUCUCCAAACUUUUUGGCGCAAGUAAAAGUUCGCUCAGAGUUUUGGGAGCGGGAGGAUGAUCCUGCAGGGGGACCAGCUGCCGCUGCAGUGAAAACAUGGAGUCCAGUACAGCCGGCGGCGGCGGAGGAGGAGGAGGAGGAAGGUGGAGGCUCCGUCAUGUUGUCCCAGUCGUCCUGCUGUGGAUGUCUCUGCUCGGGCACGUGCUGGGCUGCAUCCCGACAAACUGUAACAUGGAGCUGACGGAGUCCAAGGGGGAAUUCACGUCGCCCUGCUACCCCCAGGUAUACCCCAAUUCGCAGGCCUGUAGGUGGACCAUGAGGGCCCCCGCCGGCUUCAUCAUCCAACUCUCCUUCCUUCACUUUGAGCUGGAGGAGGCGCCGGGCUGCAUCUACGACCGGGUGGUGGUGAACACGGGAAAGACAGACGUUAGAUUCUGUGGUCUGACGGCCAACGGGCUGACGCUGAACUCCACUGGCGACGUGAUGGAGCUGUCCUUUACCUCCGACUUCAGCGUGCAGAAGAGGGGGUUCAGGGUUAGCUUCCAACACGUUGCCGUGGCCCUGAGGAACCAGAAGGUCAGCAUUUCCAGCGGCAAAGGCCAGAUCACUAGGGUUGCCAGCUCCAUUUCUAUACCGACGCUCAGUCAGCUGACCGUGUGCUUUGAGCUGCAACGCAGCAGUCAGAAACAGAAAGAGUCGAUCUUCACCUACUAUGACAUUAACAACAACGUGGCGCUGAGUUUGGGCUCUGAUGUAUCCGGCACGAAGAUGGAUGUUGGCGGAGUGGACUGCUCGAUCGAGUCCAUCAUGUCCACCACUGUCUUCACUUCCACCAUGAAGCCUUUCUGUGUGCUCUGGACAUCGUCAAACGGCCGAGUGGCGGUCUAUUUCAAUAACGAGUUCUGGGCCAAGACCUGCGCCUCCUCUACUGGGCUCUCUGUGGCAGCUGGUGGAGUGUUCCAGUUAGGAGGGCAGCAGAGCCUCACCGGGAACAUCUAUAACUUCCGGCUGUGGGAUUACGCCAUGACAGAGCAGCAGCUCAGGGCGUUAACCUGUGACACGGUGGGGAACGUCAUCGACUGGGACAACAGCUACUGGACCAUCCCGUCCACUCUGGCCCAGAUGGACGCCACGCUCAACUGCAUGCUCCUUCCGAAGCGCCGCAGAAGUGUCCCUGAUGAAAUAACAUUUUGGCAGUAUCUACGGCGCCUGCUGGGCCUGGGUGUCUCCCCAUCCAUCAGCACACCAGUCCCACUCACUGUCAGCUGUAACCCCUCUGGAUUGGGCUGCCCAGCCACUUCCUCUCCCACCGCUUCCUCCACUGACUCCACUAACAACAUCAAUGCUACUAAUGCCAGCACCUACGUUCUCUCUACCAUCACUCCAUCUACAUCUACAUCCACCAUAUCUACCACUAGCAUGCCACUAACCCCAACCAUCAGUACCACCACCACCACCAGCACAACCAGCUCCUCCUCCUCUGUUGUGCCUGCCACUACCAUCACCAUCACCGCCAGCGCUGCUACCCCUGCAUCUCAUGCCACUAACGUUGCUUCUGCCAGCAGCACGGCUCAUGCUCCACAGACAACCAGCAGCACGUCAACUGUUUCAUCUGCUACCACUAACCAACCAGCUACUAACCCCACAACGCAUGAGAGGCAGUUCUACCGGAUUUCUUUUGUGGUGGAUGACAGGGGCGCGACGCUGACCCUGGCUGACGUUGAGCAAGCUGCGGCCCUCUGGCUAAAUCAAACGUUUCAGAACUGGAACUAUGCAGUCUACAUCGACUCCAUCAGUGUCCAGCCUGAUUUGCCGAGCAGAGGUAACCUGGAGAGUUACACGUGCCAGGCCCUGCUGGUUUAUCCUUACGGCAAUCGGAGUCUGAGUGAAGCUGCUGUGUCUGCCACGCUGUCCAGCAGAGAGGGGCUCAUGGGUGCCGGUCUGCAGAUCCAGCCCGAUUCCACCAAUGUCAGAUUAAUUGCAAACUGUCCGGGGGAGAGUCUAGUGCACUACAACUGGCCUCAGACCAGACCCACCAUCACUCAGUACCUGCCCUGCUUCCCCAACAAGGACCAGAUGGCCUCCAGGACCUGUUCGAUCAGUGCACAGAACUACUCAUCCUUCUGGUCAACUCCAGACUCCAGUAAAUGCACGAACAUUGCCACCAUCCCGGUGACAGCAGAAAAUGCGGCCGACGUGGCGCAGCAGCUCGUCAACAUCACCGACAACGAGUUGUCCAACGAAGAGGUGUCCAAAGUGGUGGCCAAAGUGAAUCAGCUGGUGAACGUGGCGAAGAUCAACACCACGCUGGCCUCCACCGUCGUCAAGAUCAUCUCCAACGUCAUGACCAGCUCAGAGACAGCUCUGUCCAACACCUCCAAGGAAGCCCUGAAGACGGUGGAUGAGUUGGUUGAGAAGCUGGAGUUUGAUGGCCCGUCGGUCAGCAUCACCUCCAAACAUCUGGCUUUGGGAAUAUCGGCCCUCAACGGCUCCACGUUCAACGGGACCACCUUCAGCGCCUUCCUCGCUCCAGACAGCACCAACCCACAGAUUGAGUUUCAGUCAGAGAGGGUUAACCCUUUGUCUCAGAUCACCCUCCCUCGGUCCCUGCUGUCCAGCGGCUCCCUGAGCGACGCCGACCGAUCGUCUCUGUACAGGAUCAACUUCAUGUUCUUCCGCAGCACCAACCUGUUCCAGAAAAAGCAGGGCAGCGGCUCUUUAAACAGCUACGUGGUAGCCAGCAGUGUCCAGAACGUCUCCAUCAGUAACCUGCAGCAGCCAGUGAAGAUUGAGAUCGCUCACCUUGACACUAACAUUGAACAGCAAUACCUGAAUCCAGUUUGUAUGUUCUGGGACUUCAGUAUGAACAAUGGUGCUGGAGGUUGGAACGGAACGGGCUGCCGUGUGUCCAACGAGUCCACCAGAAACAGAACCAUCUGUCUCUGUGACCACCUGACACACUUCGGCAUCCUCAUGGACUUUUCUGGAGCGUCACUCCACAUAGACGCGCAGAACAACAAGAUUCUGACCUUCAUCACCUACAUCGGCUGCGGCAUCUCCGCCAUCUUCUCUGCUGUCACGCUGGUCACCUACAUCGCCUUCGAAAAACUACGCCGUGACUACCCUUCCAAGAUCCUGAUGAACCUCAGCACGUCCUUGUUGUUCCUGAACAUGGUCUUCCUGUUAGACGGCUGGCUAACCAGCCGGGGAAUGGACUGGCUGUGUAAGUGUGUGGCCGCCCUGCUGCACUACUUCCUGCUGACCUCCUUCACCUGGAUGGGGUUGGAGUCCAUCCACAUGUACAUCGCUCUGGUCAAAGUCUUCAACACCUACAUACGACGAUACAUCCUCAAGUUCUGCAUCGUGGGAUGGGGGCUCCCUGCGGUCAUGGUGGGGAUUGUUGUUGCGGUGGAUCGAGACAUUUACGGCCCAGGAAAGCCAACGAAUGGAUCCUCAGAGUUCUGCUGGAUCCAGAAUGAAAGCGUCCUCUACACCACCUGCGUCGGUUACUUCUGUCUGGUGUUUCUGCUGAACGUGGCCAUGUUCAUCGUGGUGAUGAGGCAGAUCUGCGGCCGCAACGGCAAACGCAGCAACCGCACGCUGAAGGAGGAGGUUCUACGAAACCUGCGGAGCGUCGUCAGCCUCACCUUCUUGCUCGGCAUGACGUGGGGCUUCGCUCUGUUCGCCUGGGGAUCCUUCAGCCUGGUCUUCACGUACCUCUUCUCCAUCUUCAACUCGCUGCAAGGUCUGUUCAUAUUUAUCUUCCACUGUGCCUUGAAAGAAAACGUCCAGAAACAGUGGAGGAGAUACCUCUGCUAUGGCCGAUUCAGGCUGUCAGACAACUCAGACUGGAGUAAGACGGCCACCAACAACACAAAGAAGGUGAGCUCAGACAACCUGGGCAAGUCUCUGUCCUCCGGCUCCUUCAGCUCCAGCACCGCCAACUGGACCUCCAAAGCUAAAGCUACUCUCAGCCCCAUCACCAAACGCAACAGUAACACAGAUAAAGGUUACUCCAACCAGCCCAGCCCCAAGUGCGUCUCCUCGUGCCCUUCCUCCUCAGAGGAAGGGCCCAGCUCCUCCUCUUCCUCGUCCUCCAUGCUCCCUGUCAGCCAGAUGAUCGACAAGGUGAAAGGUUACUGCUCCACACGCUCGGACAACUUCUACAAGAACAUCAUCAUGUCUGAGAGCUUUGCCAACUGCACCAGGUUGUAGAAGGGAUCCUCAGUGUUUUUGGGGCAGACCUUCUGGAUGCUUCCCCUGUCUUUUGGAACUGCCUGAAUUGUUCUAGAACAUUUUCUUUUGACAUCAUCCUCCCAGACGCUUCAGUGACAGAGAAUGAUACGGCUAAAGGUUCCACUAUGAAGGGAAACAAUGGAACCCGGCCUGUUGUUCUGGAACUGCUGUGAUUUAAGGCGUCACUUCUGUCCUUAAACUGCUGCCCAACAUUGUAGAACCUUUCCUGUUCUAUAUUUACUUUUAAUUUCUAGAACUCUCUGACAGCCUCAACAGUGUAGAACCUUUUGUUUCUGCCCAGCAUUCUAGAAUCAUGCGUGUUUUGGAACUGCUCAAAGCACUUUGGAUCCUCCCUCCAAGUCUUUUGGAACUGCCUGAAUUGUUCUUCAGGAACAGAAGAGGCUACUGUCGAAGGUUCCUAAAUGAAGGGAAACAAUGGAACCUGCCUCGUUGUUCUGGAACUGUCCACAAUGUUAUUUAAGGCUUUGCUUUUGUUUCUGGAACUGCUGCCCAACAUUGUAGAACAUUCCCUGUUCUGGAAUUACUUUUAAUUUCUAGAACUCUCUGACAGCCUCAACAGUGUAGAACCUUUUGUUUCUGCCCAAAAUUCUAGAAUUCUUUCCCAACUUCAGCCACAGAAGAGGGUUCUAAAAGUCCUUUUUCAAAGCACGUCCAGCAUUAUUGUUGCUGACCAGAAUUCUAGACCCGUCGGUCCGAAAUCACCACUCAUUCACUACUCACUACGUCGGGAGUAGGGAGGACUAUAUAGUGAUAAUAAACACUUUUGGACACUA
Molecule: messenger RNA, 5296 nt
Organism: Micropterus dolomieu (smallmouth bass)
Lineage: Eukaryota; Metazoa; Chordata; Actinopteri; Centrarchiformes; Centrarchidae
Gene: adgrg6
Product: adhesion G protein-coupled receptor G6
Exons: 33
Coding region: 363-4481 (1372 amino acids)
Biological process (GO): myelination in peripheral nervous system; heart trabecula formation; cell surface receptor signaling pathway
Cellular component (GO): membrane
Molecular function (GO): G protein-coupled receptor activity; laminin binding
Source: RefSeq, a predicted model, not a curated record